This is a messenger RNA of Nestor notabilis (Kea), 439 nucleotides long. RefSeq names its product C-type lectin domain family 2 member E-like. The record is from RefSeq and is a predicted model, not a curated record. The annotation marks the transcript as partial. NCBI's taxonomy places the organism in Eukaryota, Metazoa, Chordata, Aves, Psittaciformes, Psittacidae. The transcript is spliced from 4 exons.
GCGAGGACCCGGCUGCUGCAGUGAUGCUGUCGCAGCAGAGAGCAGGGGAAGGGACCACUUUUAGCCUCAAGUGCAUUAAGGAUAAGAAGGUUCCCAUUGGGGUCACCGUGGUCGUGGCCGCGCUGCUUCUGGCCAUCAUUGCGCUGGCGGUGAAGAAGUUCCCCUCCUGCCCCGCCUGCCCCUCUCCCACCCAUUCCAGCUGCCUGGAAAACGGGAUCGGAUACAAAGAGAAGUGCUUUUACUUCGUGGAGGAUGAAGCAGAGUGGAACAGGAGCGAGACCUUCUGCCUGUCCCUCGGAGCCCAUUUGGCCACCAUCGACACAUGGCAGGAGCUGCGUUUCCUCUUGCGCUACGGGGGCUCCUUGCACUACUGGAUCGGGCUCCGGAGGGAAGGAUCCGCACCUUGGACCUGGUUCAAUGGGUCCCUCUUCAACAACUC